AUGAAGUAUUUCAAUAAAGUCUUAUCAUUCCGUCAACCCAAAUCUAAGCUCCCAGCUUUGCUCAGACCACCCAAAGCAAACGAAGCUCUUAAAAAUUAUCUAAAGACACAUUCUGCUACAAGGGCUAUAGUAUUCUUCAGAAAACUUUGGAGGCAAAAUCCUUCUGCUGUGGACAGCUACUCGUCUCUGUAUGUUCUCAAGGUUUGUACUCAAGAAUCCUUAACAGUCGAGGGACGACAGUUGCAUGCCAUGGUUAAGAAGGUAGGCUUUGAACCUGUUAUUUUUCUCCAGACAUGUUUGAUAGAAUUUUACUCUAAGAUGGGGGACGUGGAUUAUGCUCGUCGUAUUUUUGAUGAAGUAUGCUGCAAGAAUGCUAUAUGUUGGACUUCUUUGAUUACUGCGUACAUUGAUAACAACAUGGCUAGGAAAGCCCUUACAAUAUUCAGGCAGAUGCUGAUGAAUAAAAUUGAGCCCGAUCAAGUUUCGCUGACUGUUGCUCUAGCUGCAUGUGCUGAUCUUGGUGCAUUGUGUGUAGGAGAGUGGAUUCAUGCUUAUACUUGUCGUAAAUAUGGGAUCAAAAUUGAUCUCUGCCUCAGUAAUGCUCUCAUUGACAUGUAUCUCAAGUGUGGACAGAUUAGAGCUGCACGCAGAUUAUUUUGUAUCUCUAGGGAAAAGGAUGUAUUUACAUGGACUUCCAUGAUUGUAGGGCAUGCACUACACGGGCAGUCUGUUGAGGCUCUUGAUUUGUUUGCACGAAUGAGACAAACUAGAAGUUCUGUCAAGGGCAGCAAACCAAGCGUGCUUCCGAAUGAUGUUACAUUCUUGGGAGUUCUUAUGGCUUGUAGUCAUGGUGGGAUGAUAGAGGAGGGUAAGCAGUAUUACAAAAGCAUGAUGGAUGACUAUGGAUUAUGGCCAAGGCUACCUCAUCUCGGAUGCAUGGUAGAUCUCUUUUGCAGAGCUGGGCUCUUGGAGGAGGCUUAUGGUUUUAUUUCGGGAAUGCUAGUUCAGCCAAAUGCACUGAUCUGGAGGAUGUUGUUAGGAGCAUGUUGUAAUCAUGGUAAUAUUGAGCUUGGUGGAAAGGUUCGGUUGCUGUUAUCCAAGUUGGAUCCAACACAUACUGGUGAUGAUGUUACCCUGUCAAACAUGUAUGCUGGAAGAGGGCUUUGGAAUGAAAAAAUGAUGGUCAGAGAUAGCAUAGGAUGUCGCAGGGUGCCUGGUUGCAGUUCAAUUGAGGUGGCAUUUGAGGUGAAUGAGUUCGUUGCCGGAGAUAAUCAUCAUCCACUAAAAGCUGAGAUCUAUAAUGUCCUUGAACACUUGAUGGGAAUAGUCAGAAGUCACAGCCAUAUUCCAGAUGCAUCUGACAUCAAUAGUUAUUGA
Molecule: messenger RNA, 1377 nt
Organism: Spinacia oleracea (spinach)
Lineage: Eukaryota; Viridiplantae; Streptophyta; Magnoliopsida; Caryophyllales; Amaranthaceae
Product: putative pentatricopeptide repeat-containing protein At1g74400
Exons: 1
Coding region: 1-1377 (458 amino acids)
Biological process (GO): RNA modification
Molecular function (GO): RNA binding; protein binding
Source: RefSeq, a predicted model, not a curated record